Molecule: messenger RNA, 241 nt
Organism: Ceraceosorus bombacis
Lineage: Eukaryota; Fungi; Basidiomycota; Exobasidiomycetes; Ceraceosorales; Ceraceosoraceae
Source: the annotation of a GenBank genome assembly
AUGGUGGACACAGAUUCGCGACCGAACCCGUUCGAGGGCAUGUUGGCGCUUCCACUAACAGUCCGCAGCAAGUUUGUUGUUGAGAUGUGCGAAAUCCUGAAAGGAUCCAAUCUUCGUGUGUUCGAGUUGGGCUCAAAUACUCCAGCGAGACUGAGCGAUGCCGCAAUUUGCUGAUUGAAAACUUAUUCCAGCCUUGAUAUGUGAAAACAAAGCGUUCACGCCGCAGGCUGGCCGGGCUUGA